This is a messenger RNA of Morchella sextelata, 1398 nucleotides long. RefSeq lists its product as uncharacterized. The record is from RefSeq and is a predicted model, not a curated record. The transcript is spliced from 7 exons. Gene Ontology annotation, molecular function: oxidoreductase activity, acting on paired donors, with incorporation or reduction of molecular oxygen; iron ion binding; heme binding. The coding region runs from base 1 to 1398 and encodes 465 amino acids. Lineage: Eukaryota; Fungi; Ascomycota; Pezizomycetes; Pezizales; Morchellaceae.
AUGACAUUCCUCAGCACCUUACUCGCACUCCCGCCGAUACCCGCUAUCUUCACAGCAUGUGCGAUCUAUAUCGCCGCCACAUGCAUAUACCGACUCUACCUGCACCCGCUGUCGCGCGUCCCCGGGCCUAAACUGGCCGCAUUAACGCUGUUCUAUGAAGCUUGGUACAACCUCUUUGCUCAAGACGGCAGAUUCAUCUUUCAUGCCGAGAAUCUUCACAAGAAGUACGGACCAAUCGUUCGCAUCGCACCAAACGAGGUUUCCAUUAGCGAUCCUGAUUUCUAUAACAAAGUUCACUAUCCCGGAUCGCAAUUCGAGAAGGACCCUGUGACGUAUGAAGCCUUUGGCUUCGGCGAUUCGAUCUUCAACACGCGUACCAACGAGCUGCAUGCGAAGCGCCGUGCACCUAUCAAGGAUUAUUUCUCGCGACGCAGCAUUUUGGCAAUCGAGCCAGUUCUUCUGAAUACCAUCAAGAAAUUCUUGGGCAGGAUUGAUGCAGCCAUAGCUAAGCAGCCGGAACGGUUGUUUGACAUCCAGAAUGGACUGAGAGCAACAUCGGUGGAUAUGUCGACGACCUUUUCGUUUAAUUUUCCGUUGGGCAUGCUGGAUAUGGAGGACCUGGGAAAGAGGUUUUCGGAGGAUGGACAACGAAGGCUGAAGGGGUUUUGGGUGGUGAAGUAUUUCCCAUGGUUGCCAACGGUGCUGUCGGUGCUUCCAAAGUGGUUGGAGAAGUGGGUGUUGCCAGCUAUUCAAAGUUUGAAGGAUUUGACGAUGAUGUCGAGGGGCUCCUUUGAUAGCAUCAAGGUGUCCGGAGAGACAGGCACAAGCAUCUUUCACCACUUGUUGAGCCCAGAGAAUUUGAAAAGGGAUCGGCUGUCGGACGACGAUAUCAUCCAGAACGGUGUUGUAUGUUUUGCCGCCGGCGCAGAGACAGUAUCGUACACACUUAUCAUGACUGCCUUCGGCGUAGUCUCGAACCCCGAUGUAGAAGAGAAACUAUAUAUGGAGCUUCAUGAGGCAUUCCCGGAUCCUAACGAAUUAUGCCUCGCGAAGUUGGAGAAACUCCCUUAUCUUAUUGCGGUAGUGAAGGAGGGACUACGACUCGCUCCUGGUGCCUUUGGAUAUACCCCCAGAGUGACGCCGAAGGGUGGGAUCACAUAUAAGGAAUAUACUCUACCUCAUGAGAGUGUCAUCUCAACUUCGGCAUUCUAUCUGCACUACAACCCCACAAUAUUUACCAACCCCGAGAAGUUUGACCCCGAAAGAUGGCUAUACCCCGACAGCAAGAAUCUCGAGAAGUAUUUGGUACCAUUUGGAAGAGGCCAAAGAAUGUGUGUUGGAAUGAGUCUUGCAUACUGGGAUGGACUACUUCUCGGGAUUUCCAGCAAAGGGGAGUAG